Messenger RNA from Marmota flaviventris (yellow-bellied marmot), 4293 nucleotides. It is a transcript of the gene Wdr19, whose product is annotated as WD repeat domain 19. Gene Ontology annotation, cellular component: intraciliary transport particle A; cilium. The record is from RefSeq and is a predicted model, not a curated record. Lineage: Eukaryota; Metazoa; Chordata; Mammalia; Rodentia; Sciuridae. Gene Ontology annotation, molecular function: protein binding. Gene Ontology annotation, biological process: cilium assembly; intraciliary retrograde transport.
UUAGAGAUGAAGCGUGUUUUCUCUCUACUAGAAAAGACAUGGCUUGGCUCACCGAUACUGUUUACCUGGCAAAAAUCAUCAGGAAACUAUCUUGCAGCAACAGGAGCUGAUCAUACAGUAAAAAUCUUUGAUCGCCAUGGCCAAAAAAAAAGUGAAAUUAACUUACCUGGUAACUGUGUUGCCAUGGAUUGGGAUAAAGAUGGAGAUAUCCUAGCAGUGAUUGCUGAGAAAUCCAGCUGCAUUUAUCUCUGGGAUGCCAACACAAAUAAAACCAGCCAACUAGACAGUGGCAUUAGGGAUCAAAUGUCUUUCCUUCUUUGGGCAAAAGUUGGAAGUUUCCUGGCUGUUGGAACUAUUAAAGGAAAUUUGCUAAUUUAUAAUCAUCAGACAUCUCGAAAGAUUCCUGUCCUUGGAAAACAUACCAAAAGAAUCACAUGUGGAUGUUGGAGUACAGAAAAUCUGCUUGCUUUAGGUGGUGAAGAUAAAAUAAUUACAGUUAGUAACCAGGAGGGGGACACAAUAAGACAGACAUCGGUGAGAUCAGAGCCAAGCCACAUGCAAUUUGCCACGAUAAAGACCAGCGACCAAAGUGCUGCUACUGAAAACACAAUAAGUGCGGUGAUUGGCAAGAAAACUUUGUGUAUUUUUAAUAUAAAUGAUCCAGAUUGCCCAAUUGAUCUAGAAUUUCAGCAGCGCUAUGGCAGUAUUGUCUGCUAUAGUUGGUUUGGUGAUGGCUACAUCAUGAUUGGUUUUUCACGUGGCAUUUUCGUGGCCAUUUCUACAUACUUCCAAGAAAUUGGGCAUGAGGUAUUUCAGACUCGCAACCAUAAAGAUAAUCUAACCAGUAUUGCAAUAUCACAGACUCUUAACAAAGCUGCCACAUGUGGAGAUAACUGCAUUAAAAUUCAUGACUUGGCAGAAUUAAAAGACAUGUAUGCUAUAGUCAACCUGGAUGAUGAAAAUAAAGGGUUGGGUACCUUGUCCUGGACAGAUGAUGGCCAGUUGCUGGCACUGUCUACCCAAAGGGGCUCACUCCACGUUUUCCUGACCAAGCUUCCCAUACUGGGGGCUGCCUGCAGCACAAGGAUUGCGUAUCUCACCUCCCUCCUUGAGGUCACCGUAGCCAACUUUGUUGAAGGAGAGACACCAAUCACAGUCUCAGUUGAUGUGGAACCCAACUUUAUAGCAGUAGGUCUCUAUCAUCUGGCUGUGGGAAUGAACAAUCGAGCCUGGUUUUAUGUUCUUGGAGAGAACGGUGUAAAAAAAUUAAAAGACGUAGAAUAUCUUGGAACAGUAGCUAGCAUUUGUCUUCAUUCUGACUAUGCUUCCGCACUUUUUGAAGGCAAAGUCCAGUUACAUUUGAUAGAAAGUGAAAUCUCCAAUGCUCAAGAAGAACGUGAGACUCGACUCUUCCCAGCAGUGGACGAUAAAUGCCGUAUUUUAUGUCAUGCCUUAACUGGUGAUUUCCUCAUCUAUGGGACAGAUACUGGCGUCAUUCAAUAUUUUUAUAUUGAAGACUGGCAAUAUGUUAAUGAUUAUCGACAUCCUGUUGGUGUGAAAAAGAUUUUUCCUGACCCAAAUGGGACCAAAUUAAUUUUCAUUGAUGAAAAAAGUGAUGGAUUUGUUUACUGUCCAGUUAAUGAUGCUACCUAUGAGAUUUCAGAUUUCUCACCAACCAUUAAAGGUGUUCUUUGGGAAAACUGGCCGAUGGAUAAAGGCGUAUUUAUUGCUUAUGAUGACGAUAAAGUGUACACUUAUGUCUUUCAUAAGGACACCAUACAAGGAUCCAAGGUUAUUUUGGCUGGUAGCACCAAAGUUCCCUUCUCUCAUAAACCUCUGCUGUUGUACAAUGGUGAGCUGACCUGCCAGACAGAGAGUGGAAAAAUCAACAGCAUCUUCCUCAGCACCCACGGCUUCCUCCACAGUUUAAAAGACAAGUCGCCUAACGAACUGAGACAAAUGUUGGCCCAGACUUUAAUGCUCAAAAGGUUUUCUGAUGCUUGGGACAUAUGCAAGAUUCUGAAUGAUCAUGCUGCCUGGAAUGAUUUGGCCAAAGCUUGCCUGCAUCACAUGGAAGUGGAGUUUGCAAUCCGGGUUUAUCGGGCAAUUGGAAACGUCGGCAUGGUGAUGUCCCUAGAAGAAAUAAAGGGAAUAGAGGACUACAAUCUUUUGGCAGGACAUCUUGCCAUGUUUAUGAAUGACUUCAACCUGGCUCAGGACCUGUACCUUGCAUCCAGCUGUCCUGUGGCUGCCCUAGAGAUGAGAAGGGAUUUACAGCAUUGGGACAGUGCUCUCCAACUGGCAAAACGUUUGGCCCCAGAGCAAAUACCAUUUAUAUCAAAAGAAUAUGCUAUUCAGCUUGAAUUCACGGGUGAUUAUGUAAAUGCUUUGGCUCAUUAUGAAAAAGGAAUAACAGGUGAAAAUAAGGAGCACGAUGAAGUGUGCCUGGCUGGAGUGGCCCAGAUGUCCAUAAGAAUGGGAGACAUACGCAGAGGGGUCAACCAAGCCCUCAAGCACCCCAGCAGGGUUCUUAAAAGAGACUGUGGAGCCAUAUUGGAAAAUAUGAAGCAAUUUUCAGAAGCAGCUCAACUGUAUGAAAAAGGCCAGUACUAUGACAAAGCAGCCUCUGUUUACAUCCGCUGUAAGAACUGGGCAAAGGUUGGCGAGCUUCUGCCUCAUGUUUCUUCUCCUAAGAUCCACUUACAGUAUGCCAAAGCUAAAGAAGCAGACGGAAGAUACAAAGAAGCUGUCCUGGCUUAUGAGAACGCCAAGCAGUGGAACAGUGUGAUCCGCAUCUAUCUGGAUCACCUCAACAACCCGGAGAAGGCCGUCAGCAUCGUCAGAGAGACCCAGUCUCUGGACGGGGCCAAGAUGGUAGCCAGGUUUUUUCUACAGCUGGGUGACUAUGGGUCUGCCAUCCAGUUUCUUGUCAUGUCCAAAUGUAACAAUGAAGCUUUCACCCUGGCCCAGCAACACAACAAAAUGGAAAUUUAUGCAGACAUUAUUGGUUCCGAAGACACGACUAACGAAGACUACCAAAGCAUCGCCUUGUACUUUGAAGGAGAAAAGAGACAUUUUCAGGCUGGAAAAUUCUUCUUGCUAUGUGGCCAGUAUUCCCGAGCACUGAAACAUUUCCUGAAAUGCCCUAGCUCAGAAGAUAAUAUGGCAAUAGAAAUGGCAAUAGAAACUGUUGGCCAAGCCAAAGAUGAACUGCUGACCAGUCAGCUGAUCGACCACCUGAUGGGGGAGAGUGACGGCCUGCCCAAGGACGCCAAAUACCUGUUCCGCUUGUACAUGGCUCUAAAACAGUACCGAGAGGCUGCCCGGACCGCCAUAAUAAUUGCCAGAGAAGAGCAGUCUGCUGGAAACUAUCGGAAUGCACAUGAUGUUCUCUUCAGCAUGUACGCAGAACUUAAAUCCCAGAAGAUCAAAAUUCCCUCUGAGAUGGCCACCAACCUCAUGAUCCUGCACAGUUAUAUACUGGUGAAGAUUCAUGUUAAAAAUGGAGAUCACAUGAAAGGGGCACGCAUGCUCAUUCGGGUGGCCAACAACAUUAGCAAAUUUCCAUCACACAUUGUGCCCAUCCUGACGUCUACUGUGAUCGAGUGUCACAGGGCAGGCCUGAAGAACUCUGCUUUCAGUUUUGCAGCUAUGCUGAUGAGGCCUGAGUACCGCAACAAAAUAGAUGCCAAGUACAAAAAGAAGAUCGAGGCAAUGGUCAGGAGACCUGAUACAUCUGAGACAGAAGAGGCCACGACCCCGUGUCCAUACUGUGAAUUUCUUCUCCCAGAGUGUGAACUCCUCUGUCCUGGAUGUAAAAACAACAUCCCCUAUUGCAUUGCAACAGGCCGGCACAUGUUGAAAAAUGACUGGACAGUGUGUCCACACUGUGAAUUUCCUGCACUAUAUUCAGAAUUUAAGACCAUGUUAAACCAUGAAAGCACAUGUCCUAUGUGUUCAGAAAGAUUAGAUUCUGCUCAGCUGAAGAACAUUUCAGACUGUACCAAGUACCUACGAACAGAGAUGGAAUAGUGGGCAGCACGUGCAGAUACAGUGUUCCUGAGAAGAUAGUAAUUUUUCCACAGGAGACUGUUUCCACCCCAAUGGACUUAAGAGAUGAUUCUUCAUAGAUACACAAAAAAGAAACAGAGGUGACCUCUCCAGGUCAGCACUUGGCAAAAGUGACAUAUAAUAGUGUUGUUUAUUAUACUUUGUAUAUUUCCUCUUCAAAGUUUACAUUUUAAUAGUAACCUAUAACGUAAUUGUAAAUACUUAGUUUUUGAUUACUUUUAU